Molecule: messenger RNA, 6395 nt
Organism: Homo sapiens (human)
Lineage: Eukaryota; Metazoa; Chordata; Mammalia; Primates; Hominidae
Gene: CLEC2A
Product: C-type lectin domain family 2 member A
Exons: 5
Coding region: 42-452 (136 amino acids)
Cellular component (GO): plasma membrane
Source: RefSeq, a predicted model, not a curated record
CUAGUCCUCUCCUACUGAUCUCCAUCGGUUAGCGCCUUGCCAUGAUUAAUCCAGAGCUGCGGGAUGGCAGAGCUGAUGGCUUCAUACAUCGGAUAGUUCCCAAGUUGAUACAAAACUGGAAGAUUGGCCUUAUGUGCUUCCUGAGUAUUAUUAUUACUACAGUUUGCAUUAUUAUGAUAGCCACAUGGUCCAAGCAUGCUAAACCUGUGGCAUGUUCAGGGGACUGGCUUGGAGUGAGAGAUAAGUGUUUCUAUUUUUCUGAUGAUACCAGAAAUUGGACAGCCAGUAAAAUAUUUUGUAGUUUGCAGAAAGCAGAACUUGCUCAGAUUGAUACACAAGAAGACAUGGAAUUUUUGAAGAGGUACGCAGGAACUGAUAUGCACUGGAUUGGACUAAGCAGGAAACAAGGAGAUUCUUGGAAAUGGACAAAUGGCACCACAUUCAAUGGUUGAUAUUUCUGCUGUUCAAGCAAAUAUGGAAAGACUUCUACUUAAUUGAAAAUCGUCAAAAUACAUUUCUGCAAUUUUAUGAGAAAAUAUCAAUCAAGGGUAUAUGGAUCUGUAGUUAACAAGUGCUCUUUCCAUACAUGCCAGGGAGGGAGACUUUAAACUUCUUGCCAAAUAAGAUUUAUAAAAAACUGAACAAUAGACCAAAAAUUAAUAUUUUCAUGUAAGCCAUGAUUUACAUACUAUAUCAAGCCAGGUGAACAGAGAGCUGAGUACAUGAAGUGCAGUAUGCUGGCCUAUCCUAGCACUGCUUGGCUAGAUGCCAUUGGCUUACACAGGGCUAUAUGAAGAAAUUGUCUUACAAAAUCUGCUGGUGCUACUAUUGCAAGAACACUAAUUGUAUUAUUUUAUGUGCUUCAUGAGAACUCAGGAAAAUAUUUUUUCUGAUUUAGGAUCAAGAUUAAUUAUAUCAAUCUUAAGGAAUAGGUGUAACUUUAUCUUAUACACAAUGUGAACUGAACAACUGGUAAGAAUUCCCUUAGGUCAGUAAUAACAAGGAAGCUUGGAAGCAAAUGUAUAGCAAGCACAAACAUGCCUACAGUAAUUUUUCUGGCCCAAUUUAUUUUCCCAGCCCUAUCCUUCCUUCAUUCAUAAUUUAAAUGGAUAUUAUCUUAUAUUUUAUGUAUCAAUACUCAGAUUUUAAGUCUCUGUACACAUUUGUAUAUUAAAAAGUAGUUUAUAGAUUAAAAAAUAGUAAAUUUAGUUUAACAUCCACAUAAAAGCAUCAUCAGGUAGAUUUUUCUUAUUAUAUAUCAAAGUAUUGAGAUUUAAGAAGGCUAAAAGCUUCUGCCCAGAGCCAUACAUUUAGUCUGUGGGCUUUAGGGUCUGAAUAAUUUUUUUUGUUUUUUUAUAUAUGGAGUCUUGCUCUGUCACUCAGGCUGGAGUGCAGUGGCAUGAUCUCAGCUGACUGCAACCUCCGUCUCCCGGGUUCAAGCGAUUCUCCUGCCUCAGCCUCCCAAGUAGUUGGGAUUACAGGCACACGCCACCAUACCCAGCUAAUUUUUUUUGUAUUUUUAGUAGAGACGGGGUUUCACCAUGUUGGCCAGGCUGGUCUCGAAUUCCUGACCUCAGGUGACCCGCCCACCUCUGCAUCCCAAAGUGCUGGGAUUACAGGCAUGAGCCACCGUGCCUGGUCUGCCUCAGUCAAUUUAACACCAAUGGUACUAGUUUUUGCUGCAUGGAAGUAAGUUACUAUUGAAAAAGUAAACAUUUGUUUCAUGAUAUUGAAACACAAAAAAGAUCUGAGUCUUCAGAUAAUAACAAAAGUGUCAUUUUGUGGGGGCAGGGGGUGCAGGGGAAGUUUGCAUUUGCUAGAUAUAAAAUGAGAUUGUACACGAGAAUGUUCAAUACAUAUGGCAGAACUGCCACUGCGACUGGUAAUUCUGAAUUUCUGGCCUAUGUCAUCUUAACUUAGGUCUUGGCUAUUUCAACAAGAUUGUUUUCAAAAUUCCUGAAAAAGCAAACAAAGCCAACCACAGAGCAGCCCUAAGGAGCAAAGAUUAAUGUUUUUUUGUUUUUUUUUCUCUCUUCUCGCAUUCCCAGUAGAUUGUUCUACCAAUCCUAUAGGGCUUUUACGAAGAUUAAAAAUAUUAUAUAUGUAUAAGCAUAAAUAUAUAUAUAAGCAUAUAUAUACGCUUUAAGUUUAUAUAAACUUUAAGUUUUGUAGGAGGAAGUUUCUGUAAAAACACAAUUUUUCAGCCUUUUCUUCGAAAGUGAUGUUCUUAUGCUACAACACACAGGAUUACACAUCGUCAUAUUCGCAUUUCUCUUACCUCAUGGCUCUGAAAAUGCAGACUUUUUAUUGUUGAUGCUUUCAUGAAUCUAAAUAAUCUAACAGACAAUUUAUGACCAUUUUUAUAUUCCUUAUUAUGAUCAAUGUUAAGAUGUUAAAAAUAUUCUAAGAUAAUUCUCUUCCUAGAAGAAUAAUGAAAUUUUAAAUGCGGUGAUGGGGAGCAGUAUUCCUACCUUUAGAUUUCUGCUUCGAUUUACAACGAUUCUUGAAACUCAGCGUCAUAUACCCAUCUUCAUUCUCCAUCUCUUCAAAUGUCUAAUGUCUUAUUAUCCAGAAAAUAGUACAAAGAAAAUGGAAACUAAUCUCAACCUUGGAUAUGUCUCUUUGGCACAAGGUACUAAAAGAAAACUAAAAGGAAGGCCAAAAAUAGUCAAAAUUUACUCAGACACAGAUGUCUAAAACCACACAGGAUGUGUUGGUAAAUGAAAAUGGAUAUAAGCUUGUUAAUAUCUGGCUACAAUUCUGUGAAUUUCAAGGUAAAGGUAGCUAGUGUGUUCCACUGUUUUCAACAAAUGGACUUGUGUGUUCCUGCCACUUGUGUGCGGUGUAUUAGAAACAUAAUUCCUUCCUUCAUGUCUUUUAUAAUAAAGUAAGAGAAAAAAUAAAAUAAAACAAAUAAUCUCUAAACAAACAGAACAAAUGUCUAGGUAAAUAAAAAUUCAAAUUAAAAAAGUUAAAAUAGCAAUUUUGUUAUUUGGGACAUAUUUGACUAGUAGAGUCCAAAUAACGAUGGUUAGAUGGGACAAAAAUAGGAAAAUAAAAGAUCAGCAAGUCUCAAGUUAGUGAAAAUCGGAAUCACUUGCAAAGAAUUUAACUUUUUAAACUUUUUUGUUUGUUUGUUUGUUUUUCAGAAAACGCCAGGCAGAUUUUCCUUCAGUAGGUGUGGCAGUUUAUUUUGUGUCAACUUGGCUGAGUCACAGAGAGUCCAGAUAGUUGAUCAGACAUCAUUCUGCUUAUUUCUGUGAGGGUGUUUUUGGAUGGGAUUCAUAUUUAAAUAGGUGACCUUUGAGUAAGGCAGAUUUGCCUCCUCUGUAAUGUGACUGGGCCUUAUUGAGUCAGUUGGAGCCUUGAAUAGAACAAAAAGACUUGUCUUCCCUGAGUGAGAGAGAAUUCUCCAGCAAUGGCCUUCAGACUAUCUGCAGCAUUAGCUCCUCCUGAUUCUACAGACGGUGGACUUUGCAUUUGAAUUGAGCCUUCCUAGGUACCCAGUCUGUCCAUGCUCAUUUGCAGAAUUUUGACUUACCAGCCUCCAUAAUCACAUUCCUUAUUUUAUAUAUAUUUCACUUAACACGCACACACACACACACACACACACACAUGCUAAUGGUUCUGUUUCUGCUACGUGGCCACUCAAUAUCAAUCCAUUGAUUUAACACCGAGUGUCUGGGGAAGGUGGCUGACUGUUUCCCACAGCACAUGUUGUGUUCACCUGAUUAUUGAGUCUCCUCCUCAACACUGGAUGUCACUUGUGAGUAUUUACAUGGGAAUGAAUAUUUACACACGCCGCGUCCAUUCUGCAUGAUCUCUAUAUGUACCUCUUAGCUUCUCAUUCAUUUUUCUAUUUUGUUCUUUUUGAGUUUCCGACAAGUCAUCUCACCUAUUAGUUUCUGAUAAGAUGAUUUAGAUGUAUUUCUCUGAGUGCUUAUCCUUCCUGUUAGGUUCACAACCAGACAUAUUGUCCAAACUUCUGUUCAGUGGGAAGACUUACCUUCACUUCUGUCUUUCACAGUCUUCUCCUGAAUGGGACUGUAGUGUGGCAUCUAUUCCAGCUGCCGUAUUUUACAUAACCACUGAUAAACUUAUUUUUUUCAACUACUUCAGUGUAAGAUCGUACAGAACCCUCUUUUCCAUCCCCAACCCGGGUCAUAGGUAUGGUUGAGGUGGAGAUAGCAAAGGAAUGCGAACAUGUGCCAUCGGAGUCUGAGCCAUCUGCUCAUGCAGUUUACUGUGCUUCUUUGGAACUGUUCAGGCCUUGCCUCCAAAAUGGCACAAUUAUGUUUGUGAUAAAAUGCUUCUGUGCACUUCUAAACAUAGGGUUCAUUGGGUCAAAGUGGUCAAGUUGGAUCAAGUUAAUGGUGGUGAACAUAUGUCUUAUAAAAAUAUGUAGUAGGUUUACUGCCUACUUUUCACCAGGAACAGUUGGCAUGAUAGCAUCAAUGUAAUGAAUCUAUUGUGUGCAACCAGUUCUGAGGUAUAACAUAUUGGGAGCUAUAUCAAGAUGAUUUAGUUCCCUCUGGGCCAUCUUAUAACAGAGAUCAGGAGAGCUGACAUACACCUGGGCAAGGCAGCAAAGAAAUACUUGUUAUUUCUGUUUGUAAAUACAAGCCGGAAACCAUCACAGGUUCUCAGCUUUUUCCCAGUGUAUAGUCAUUCAAGAAAAUGACUGAAGUUUCCUCCGGUUUAGGUGUUGGGGAAUAAAUAUCAUAAUUACACCUGUGGCCAUGUUACAAUGUCCUUCACCAAGAGACCAAACCUACCUCCUCCCCAGUUGAGUGGUUCCUGGUCUGCGAAGAGCUUUGCCUACUAACUAUAUGGAAGUCUGGGGAUUGGGUAAGACACAAUGAAUCUCCUCUCUGAAAAUACGGGCUAAGUUUCUGGGCAACAUACAUGUAAUUUUCCUUAGCAUAUCAAGCAGCUCCUUAGUGAAAUAUCCUUUUUUGUUUGUUUUUCUUUUCUUUUCUUUUUUUUUCAUUUCCCAAAACUUAAAAUCAGCUAAUCAUUGUCACAGAUUUCUGUGGAUGAAAACUCUGAUUACUAAUCAUUCCCUCUGGCUUAUUGUGGCAACUGCAACCCCUUGACCUCUAGAAUCAAAUUAUUGCCGUUGAUAUCAGAAAGCCUGAUUCCGCUGUAGCAUCUCCCAAUACAUCUAUAGUCAACAGUGAACAGUUGCCACAGCAGGUCGUCACCAGGUUCCCUCACAAAAGCAUUCUCCAUCCCCCCAUCCUCCUAAAAAAUCGGUUCACAAAACUGACCUUGAAGAGAGGAAAUCAAAGCCUGGAGGAGGCUGUAGAAAGGAGAGAGAAGGUGGUCAAUGACUGCCUAGCCUCCUCACUGUAUAAAAGGUAGCAACUUUAAAACUGUUCCCCCACCCUCCAUCCUGGGCGCCAGACCCCUCAGUUCUACCCAAGGGCCAUCAAGUACCUUCAGAAACUUCUCUUCCCUUUACCUUCUAUGCCUGGGCCAAUUCUCUCAGUAUGGGUCUAACAGAUUUGGUGGGAUUGAAUGCUGAAAUAUUUUAGAGUAUCAAAACUUGAAGAUGUCUAAAAUUUGUAUCUUAAUGUUUUUCCCAAACUAUAGAUUUAUUCAGUGUUCUCUAUAUAGUUAGUAAUUAAGUUCUGUCAGUUUAACCCCCUGCGUAUUUCCCUAGUAAAUUCAUUACUUCCCAUUUUAAAAGCCAUCAUCUUGGCUCAAACUCCGUGUGGGCUGACAUUAUUCCUUCAUGGCAUUUAGUCUCCUUUUGCCCUCUCCCCUUGGCCCAUAUAAAACAAAAGAGUAUCUUUAAGGGUUGAGAUACUCAAUAAAUCUGAUGCCCCACAAAUCCAAAAUAGACAUAGAAAAUGUGCAUCUUUUACAAAAUUCAUAUCCUCAUGUAUGAAUUAGUUAAUAAAAGGAAGUCUCCAUUCUCUCCAGAAACGUUACAACUUCUACGCUUCUGAAAUUUAGAAUUUCCCACACCCAUACCAGAUUAUCAUUUUAAUCUUAAAUGGGCAUUUUUUUUUUCAGACAGGGUCUUGUUCUGUUACCCAGGCUGGAUGUAGAGGUGUCAUCAUAACUCACUGUACCCUCAAACUCCUGAGCUCAAGUGAUUAUAGACACAUUUUUAAUCUGAUAGGCUGCUGCAUUGUUUCACUUUAGAUUUCUUGGAUUUUCAUUGUGUUUAGACAACUUUGGAUACACUGACUGUAUAUGCAUUGUUAUGGGUUAACUAUUUGUGCCUUGUUCAUUUUCUGUUACUAAUGUAUUUAUGACUAUUCCUCUGUAUAUAUUCAUUCGUAUAUUGAUUCAUUCAAUAAGACUUUUUGAAUAUAUGUUAUGCUACAGCCACAGUUCUAACCACUGAGAAUACAUCAACAAGUAAAACAGAUAAACCCCUCUGA